UAACUUCCUUAACCCCACCCAACCGUUUCCUUUUUCUCCCCCUUUCCUUCUGCUCAUCUUUCCUCUCUCUCGCUCUUCUUCUUCUCUCCUUCAUCAUCUCCUUCAUUAUCUGUAAAACUACAGCCAAUGUUUUUUUCUGGGCAGGAAAAGAAAAUAUUUUGGGCUGUGCUGCUGAAAGGAAUCAACGUUAACAGAAGGAGUAGAGAGUAAGUCUGGGGGGACAACCUUUGAACAUCCAUUAAAUACUCUUCCAUUAAACGACAGGUGCUCUGUCUUUCUUUCCCCUGUUUUUCCCUCUCUGUACUCUGUUUUCUCUUUUCACUUUUACUUUUUUUUUUAUUAACAUGCGAAUCUGUCUUGUAAAAUAAACGAAGAAGAAAGUGGACCCUUUGAGCAACUCAGAGAUAAACGGAGGAAAGGCCGGAACUUUUCUUCUUCUUGUUUUUUUUUUUUUACUGUAGUGAUCAGUGUUGGGUAACCUUCAAAACCCAGGCUUUUGUUUUUUUCCAGGGAGAAGAAUAAUACCCAGUUCCAAAAAUCUCUUCUUCCAAGUUGCAAUUCUUCCUUCUCUUUUAUUUUUUUGGCUCUGUAAAAUUGGCUGUCACUUUCUUGAGGUAUACAUUUAACAAAUUGUAAUAAUGUAUGUUGGUAUUGUUGCAUUUUGAUUUGUUUAUUUCUCUGGGUAAUCUCCAUUAUUUUGUUUUUGUUUUUGUUUUUGGAGAUGGGGUAUUGAGUAUUAUUGACAAUGAAACGAGCUCCCUUUUUUUUGUCUCCUUCUCUCAUCGGGUUUUACUUGCUCUGCUCCCUACAUUCUCUGUUUUUGUCUUGAAUUUGGAUUUGUCCUUUCCCUUUGCUUCCCAUUUCUCCCUUCCUUUCUUCACCCCCCAUGUGCUCUUUGUUGAAAUGCAUUAAAAUCACUCCAUUCCGCUCCAUACCCAGAUCGAUUCCCGAGCUCGAUUUCCAGUUUCUGAACCAUAUCUGAGAUGGGUUUUUGAGGUAAGGGGUGUUUCUCCAGUCAAGCUCCAGUCUCUAGAAUGAGUUCCGCGUUUGAAUGUCCUUUUCUUUUGCAGGACUCGGAAUUGCGCUCCAACUGUUCGACAAAAUUCCGGAGAGAGUGAGUGAGAAGUGGGGGGGGAAAAUGAGAGAUUUCCCCUCUUGUUUCGGCGAGAAUGGAGUUCAGGUAGCUGAUUCUUCUUCUUCUGCCUCGUCUUCAACCGCCAAUAAAACUGCUCAGAAUCUAGUCACUUGCUUGUACCAAUGUCGAAUCCGUGGCCGUUCCUGCUUGAUCACUGUAUCCUGGACCAAAACCUUGAUGGGUCAAGGACUAACCCUCGGAAUCGACGAUUCUUCUAAGCAGUGUCUUUGCAAAGUCGAGAUUAAACCCUGGUUAUUCUCCAAGAAGAAGGGGUCGAGGAGUCUAGAAGCUUACUCCUGCAAAAUCGAUAUCUAUUGGGAUCUCUCUUCAGCGAAAUUCGGAUCUGGUAACCCUGAACCACAGCUAGGGUUCUACGUCGCAGUUGUAGUAGACAAGCAAAUGGUUCUCCUUCUCGGGGACAUGACUAAAGAAGCCUUCAAGAAAACCAACGCCAGUGCCAUUUUGCCUCUUACUUCCUCUGCUGUAUUUGUAGCCAAGAGGGAACAUCUCUUUGGUAAGAAAGUGUUCACCACCAAGGCUCAAUUCUGUGACAACGGUCAGGUCCACGAUCUCGUCCUCGAAUGUGACACAGUUGGGGUCAGCGAUCCGUGCCUCAUGGUUCGAGUGGACUGCAAGACGGUGUUGCAGGUGAAGCAGCUGAAGUGGAAGUUCCGUGGCAACCACACAAUAUUGGUCGAUGGUUUAGCAGUUGAGGUUCUGUGGGAUGUUCAUAAUUGGCUGUUUGGAGGUGGUGGUUCACUAGGGAAUGCUGUGUUUAUGUUCAGGACGUGCCUCGAGAAACUGUGGGGCGGAGGAAGCCAGCAGCAGCACGAUGAUGAUCCGAGUUCAUUGACUUGGUCGUCAUUCUCACAGAGAUUUGUGGACUACAAGUCACAUCAAAAUCCUGAUUUUAAGCUGGUUUUGUAUGCUUGGAAGAGUGAAUAGUUUGAGAGUCUCUAUCAGUGAGUUGGUCAUUUUGGAGUCAUUAUGUAAUUGAUUUACACUUAGUUUUUUGCGAUUGAUCAAACACGGUCCAUUUUUCGUUUCCUGGGUAACUUGAGCAGUCGAAUGGAUCAAAUACAAAAAUUUUUGUUCUAUAUUUUACUUGCUGUACGUUUCUUGUUUCAUCUGAGGAAAACACUUUGAAGUGUUCAAGAUCACAAGCCUCCAUGGUGAAUUAUUGUGCAGUUAACUAUUGCAGCUGUACUUAAAUGGGAUCUCACCUAGUGGAACAGCUCCAUUUGUUCUUCGCUUUAGUGCAGUGUUUUACUAUUGCAGGUUUCUAUUUCAGCAUGAAUGAGAGACAGAGUUUCGGACUUGUUUAUGGUAGUUGUACAUAGAAGGAUAACUGUCUGCAAAACGUGGUAUGGAAAUUCUACCUAAUCCUUUUGUUUGAUUCUGUCCGUGGACUUAAAAAUACAAGGUUCCAUGAUCAUAAACACUGAGUUGAUGUCUUAAUCCCUGCUGUCAUGGGUUGCCCGCUUGCCAUUUUUGCCUCUUCGGUAUAUAUCAGCAAAACAAAGACGUUAAAGACGG
Linum trigynum is the source of this 2671-nucleotide messenger RNA. Lineage: Eukaryota; Viridiplantae; Streptophyta; Magnoliopsida; Malpighiales; Linaceae. The record is from the annotation of a GenBank genome assembly.